AGAUUACUUCAUCAUGUUAUAGGGUUACUCAGUCAUUGUUAUAAAAGUUACUCGAUGAAUAUUAUAGGGGUUAAUUGAUUAGUAUUGUAGGGGUUACUUUAUUUUUUGGGUUUUUAUAAGUAGUCAUAUUGUAUGACAACCACACACAAGAUGGACUGUUUCACAAAAAAAUCAUUUUGUAGGGAGAAAUCACACAUUUACACUGAUAAUAAUCUUUGUUGUCAUCUCCCAAACACUGUAAGAACAAGCUCAGUCUACGAAGCUCAAAACCACGACUUUCAUGGCGGAUUUAGCUCUUCAAUAAUCUAUAUCACCUUCCAUUAAUCCACCUUCAAUGGAUAAGCUCCCUUCGAAGAAAACCCAUCUCACAGUUCAAGAAUGGGAGUCUCUCAUCGACGACUUUCACCAUGGAAAUUCUCAUCGAUGGUCUUCUUCAAUCUCCUCACUCUCUCUCCUCGAUUUUUCUCUCUCUUCUCUUCUCAAGAAGGAUUUCCCUCUUCUCAAACUCCAUCUUCUCAUCUUCCUUGACGAAUUCGCCGAUCAAAUUUUUGUUUCUGAUGAUGAAGAACAAGUUCUUUCGAGAUUGAUUGAUGCCCUGAAAGUUGUAAUUCAAUCCCCAAUUGAUGGGGUUUCGAUUAAUUACUCGCUUAAGGAGCAGAUGCUUGUUUCUGUUACUUCGAUUGUGAUGACAAUUUGUUCAAUUAGGGUUAGGGUUUUUGUGACUCAAAUUGAGGUGUUGGUUGCGAUUCUAUUGACGAUUAUUAAUCGGCCGAAUCAUGGGGUUGAUCGGCAAACGAGGGCGGUUGCUUGUGAAUGUUUGAGGGAAUUGGAGAGAGAAUUUCCGUGUUUGUUGGCAGAAAUAGUGGGGCAUUUAUGGGGGCUUUGUCAGAAUGAACGAACUCAUGCUUCUCAGAGUUAUCUUCUUUUGCUUUUAGAGGUAAUUCAUGACAUUGUUGUUUGUAAAUUGAAUGUUGCUUCGAUUUUUCGUACUGCUGUUCCUUUAGUUCCUUUUAAUGUUCCGCAAUGGGUGACUGCCUAUAAUGGGGAGGAUAAUGUGGAGGGUAUGCAUUUUGGGGUUGAAUUGUCGGGUUCGAAUGAGAAGGAGUUGAAGCGGGUGAUGUCGUUUUUGUUGGAGAAUUCUCAGGUUUUGACUUGUUGUGGGAUGGUGGAGUUCAUGUCAAUGGUGAUGCCAUUGGCAGUUGGUUUAGAGCUUCAGAAUUCUUUAUUGAAGGUACAGUUCACUGGGUUGCUUUAUAACUAUGAUCCCUUGCUUUGGCAUGUGGUUUUGAUGCUUUGUAAACGGUUUUUGGAUGCGUUUGAUGGGGACGAGGCUGAGAUUUGUAAGCGGCUGGUGUUGAUUGCCAAGGUGGGACAACAGCCUUUGGUGUUUCGAUUACUGGUUCUUCAUUGGUUGUUAGGUUUUGUCGAAUUGGUGUCUGAAAAAGAUGUUGGGAAAAGGAAGUUAGUUGUUGGGAUGAGCUCACACUUUUAUCCGAAUGUAUAUGAUGCACUUGCAUUGAAGUCAUUGAAGCUAGAUAUGAUUGCAUUUUGCUCUGUCAUCAUUGAUUCAGCCGUGAGCCAGGAUGACUUUUCAGGGAAAUCUGUGAUGAAGUACUUUGAGGACGGUCUUGUCUGUGUAUCAGGCUUUAAAUGGCUGCCACCUUGGAGCACGGAGACAGCAGUCGCUUUCAGGACCUUGCAUAAGUUCUUGAUUGGUGGAUCAACUCAUUCCAAUGCUGAUCCAUCUGCCAGCAAAGAUAUCAUGGAGUCUGCAAUCUUCUGUGUUAUACAGACAAUGUUGGUGAAGUUGCUAUCAGACUUCCAAAAGUUGGUUCCUGUGGUUGUUACAUUAAUUGAUCGAUUAUUGAGCUGUCAAAAGCACUGCUACCUUGGGGAGAAGCUUCUUCAGAUCAUUGAUGAGCACUUACUUCCUAAGAUUGUCAUAAACUAUCGAUUUUCUUUUUAUUUCCUGAUUUUUGAUAGAAUUGGGAAAAAUGAUUCUGUACCUCCUCAAAGAUUGCUGGAGUUGCUUAUGAAGUUCACAAUUUUUCUUGUUGAGAAGCAUGGUCCAGAUACUGAAUUGAAAUCCUGGUCCCAAGGAAGCAAAGUCCUUGGCAUUUGCCGAACAAUGCUUUUGCACCACCAUACUUCCCGUUUGUUUAUGGGACUCUCUCGACUUCUUGCAUUUACAACUCUUUAUUUUCCUGAUCUGGAGGUUCGUGACAAUGCAAGGAUUUACCUACGAAUGUUGAUAUGCAUACCUGGAAAAAAACUCAAGCAUAUGCUGAAUCUUGGGAAUCAAUUGGUUGGCAUCUCACCAUCACCUCAUGCAAGUUCCGUCUAUAAUGUUCAAUCUCCUCGGUUUUCUGAGGAUCUUAAGAAAUCCAGAAGUAUUUCAUCUUACAUCCAUCUUGAGCGGAUGAUACCACUGCUUGUGAAGCAAUCUUGGUCAUUGUCUUUACCUGCUAUUGAUUAUGACGUUGACAAGAAUGGCUAUGAGGAUGGCAUCGAGGAUAGUGAAUCGCAGUUGAAUGGUAAAGAUUCCAGUGACUAUAAAGCUUCCGACUUUUCCCCUGACAAUAAAAGAUUAGAUCAGCCUCAAGAACCUCUACGAGUUAUGGAUUCCAAAAUUUCAGGGACUUUGGAUAUAUUGAGGAAGCAUUUUUCAUGUAUUCCUGAUCUCAGGCACAUGUCAGGGAUCAAAAUUAGAAUACCCUGUUCUUUGAGGUUUAGAUCUGAUCAUUUCAACCGCAUAUGGGGAUCAGAUUCAACAGGAGAGGUUGCUAAUGAAUUAGAUGCACUGCCUGCAAUGUAUGGAAUAGUUCUCAAGUUCUCGUCCUCAGCUCCUUAUGGUUCUAUUCCAUCAUAUCAUAUCCCAUUUCUUCUUGGUGAAUCAACUUUUGUGAGUCCCCAGAAGAAAGAGUCAUUGGACAUAGUCCCUGCUGGAAUCCCCUCUAGUGAAAAGUCAGUAUCUAAAUCACCAGUUACCAUUGAAUUGGAACCACAAGAACCUGUGCCUGGCCUAGUUGAUGUUUCCAUUAAUGCAAAUGCAGAAAAUGGUCAACUUAUACAUGGCAAGCUUCAGGGGGUCUCAGUUGGAAUUGAGGACAUGUUUCUCAAGGCUGCUGCUCCAUCUGACAUCCUGGAAGGUGCAGUUCCUGGAUAUUACUCACGCCUUUUUAAUGCUUUGUGGGAAGUAUGUGGUACCUAUUCCAGUGCUGGCCGGGAGACAUUUUCACUUAAAGGCAGGAAGGGAUUUGCAGCAAUCCAUGGAACACAAUCAGUCAAACUCCUCGAAGUUCCUUCAAUCUUUGCAGUUCGUGUUGUGGAAAGAUAUUUAGCCCCCUUUGUUGUUGGUGUGAUUGGUGAAUCUCUUGUGGAGAUUGUGAAGGAUGGGGGCUUAAUCCAAGAUGUUGCGUGGAUAGAUAAGUCUUCAGAUUCUGCUGAUGGAAAUAACUCGGUUGCAAAGUCUGAUGGUGGUCCACUAUAUCUCACAUACUUGGAUAACGAAGAUGGUAAGAUCAACAUUGGUAAGACAAACAUGGGUUGCUUUCAUGUGUUGAUAUUCUUACCUCCCCGUUAUCAUCUUCUCUUUCGGAUGGAAGUUUCUGAUUUUUCCACACUGGUACGAAUUAGAACAGAUCACUGGCCUUGUUUAGCCUACAUUGAUGAAUAUUUGGAAGCUCUUUUUUCUUCAUAGAUGGGGUUAGUCUAUUCCGCGGCUAUAUGUUGUAGAGAGGAAAUUCAUUCUGAUUUCUCUUAUUUGCCUUGUGGCGGUUGAUUACAAUUUUCUGUUCAGAUUCUUUUCCCAGAUUGUUUUUUACUUGGGAAAAUAUUCUUUUUGCAUCCGAAAUAAAAGAUGUACAUAUUCGAGUCUCUGUCACUUAUGUAGUGAUUUUGUAUAUGAAAUUUUGAGUCGUUUCUGGCAGUAUACUUCCCCGAGAAUAUAAAGUUACAGUUAAUUCCAAAAUUUUGGUAUCCAUCUGCU
Molecule: messenger RNA, 3988 nt
Organism: Chenopodium quinoa (quinoa)
Lineage: Eukaryota; Viridiplantae; Streptophyta; Magnoliopsida; Caryophyllales; Amaranthaceae
Product: AP-5 complex subunit beta-1-like
Biological process (GO): endosomal transport
Cellular component (GO): AP-type membrane coat adaptor complex
Source: RefSeq, a predicted model, not a curated record